AUGGAGCUCAAGUCCUCGGCCUCAACAAGAAGAAACUCAUUCCAUGGAGUAGGAGCUGCAGCAGCAGCAACCGGAGGAGGAGGAAGGCGAGGAGGUGGAAGCAGCGUGUUUGAGCCCACGUUCAGUGACCCGCCCUGCUGCCUGAACAAGAAGGAGACCACCGAGUUCGUCAGGUCCUCCUUCCCCAUGGCCACCCUUGCCAGGAGCAGCAGCAGCAGCAGCAACGGCCACGGGCGCCACCACGAGGCCUCCACCACCUCCUCCACCUCCUCUUCCUCGGCGACCUCAGCUCAGAAGCGGAGAGGCGAGUCGCAGCAGCAGCAGGCCGUGGCCGUCCCGGCGACACCGGGGCGGCCGCUGCAGUUCUUCACGAGCCCCGCGCACCACCACCACCACCAGCUCGUCGCCCCGAGGAGGCAGUGGAGCAGCGGGCUCGGACACCGAGGUGGCGCCGGAGGCGAGGACGAGAAGAGGGCGGCCAUGACGGUGAGGAGGUCCGUGGAUGCGCUCCGGGACGCCCACUCGCUCGCGCUGUAUACGCCGCCGGCAGAAGUGCUCCUCAAAGACAAGUUCACCGACAACGAGGAGCCGUCCAAGGAGAGCUUCGUGUUCCGGAGCUCGUACUGCGAGCCGGUGCCGGCGAAGGGCUCGGCGGUAGUGGGCGCCGACGACCAUGACCACCAGCGGAGGGACGUCGGCACGGAGAUGACGCCGCUGGGCAGCUCGUGCCACACGCCGCUCAAGAGCACGUCCCCGGUGCGGCACAACACGCCGGCGAGCCGGUCGGGCCCGCUGGUGCCGUACACCGGCGGCGGCGGCGGCGGCGGGAUGGACAUCUCGGAGCUGGCGGACUGCCACCUCGCCAAGCUGGACCUGGGCGCGCGGUUCGACGCCAUGCUGGUGAACUGGAGCUCCAAGGAGGAGGAGGAAGAGGAGGUGUCCAAGAGCCUCAGGCACUUCGAGGCCACCGUCGGCGCCGGAGCCGGCGGCGGGCCACCUUGCGAUAAACGCGGCGGCGGCGACUGCCGUUGGGAUGACGAUGACAGGGCCAAGAGCUGCAUCAGGUAUCAGAGGGAAGAGGCAAAGAUCCAGGCUUGGAUUAACCUGGAGAGCGCCAAGGCUGAAGCACAAUCAAGAAAGCUGGAGGUGAAGAUUCAGAAGAUGCGGUCGAACCUGGAGGAGAAGCUGAUGCGGCGGAUGACGACGGUGCACCGGCGCGCCGAGGAGUGGCGCGCGACGGCGCAGGCGCAGCACCUCCAGCAGCUGCGGCGCGCGGCCGCCGACAACACCCGCCGGCUCAGGGCCACGAGCCACCACCGCCACCUGCCGGGGAGCGACGCGCCCUCCUGCGCCUGCUUCCCCUGCAGCAACAACAUUAACAACGUCAUCAGCGGCAACCUCCUCAACUAUUACUAG
Messenger RNA from Miscanthus lutarioriparius, 1416 nucleotides. The record is from the annotation of a GenBank genome assembly. NCBI's taxonomy places the organism in Eukaryota, Viridiplantae, Streptophyta, Magnoliopsida, Poales, Poaceae.